UCGCUUCAGUCACUUCUCCACGAGUGCCGGAAGGAUCGCAGGUAUCGCAGCUUCCCAUCCAGUAGUAUCACUUCCAUCUUCAUUCAGCAGCUCAUAUUUCACUGUGAUUGCAUUGUUGCUUGUAGGUUCACGGGUUAUCAGUUUAGGAAAAAAUAACCAACAAUCAUGGGUGAAAGAGUUGUGCUGCACUAUUUCAAUGGGAGAGGGAAGAUGGAGUCUAUUCGCUGGCUUUUAACAGUCGCAGAAGUCGAGUUUGAUGAGAAGUUUUUGGACACCCGCGAAGAGUAUUUAAAACUCGUAAAUGAUGGAAAGCUCAUGUUUCAACAGGUGCCAUUGGUGGAAAUCGAUGGCAUGAAGCUCGUUCAGACAAAAGCCAUCUUAAAUUACCUCGCCGAGAAGUACAACAUGCAUGGAAAGGACCUCAAAGACCGUGUCAUGAUCAACAUGUACUCCGAGGGACUGAUGGACCUCAUGGAAAUGAUUAUGGUGCUGCCCUUCAAUCCAGACCCCACAGCCAAACUGGAAGAGAUUGAGAAAAAAGCAAAGGAACGCUACUUUCCUGUGUUUGAAAAGGCUCUGACCGGACCCGUGUACCUGGUGGGAGGCAAACUAAGCCUCGCAGAUGUGCUGCUGGUUGAAUGCACCCUGAUGCUAGAGGAGAAAUGCGUUGGGAUUCUCAAAGACUUCUCUGCUGUUAAGUCUUUCCAGGGCAGGAUGAUCCAAAUCCCUGCCAUCAACAGGUUUCUGCAGCCAGGCAGUAAGAGGAAGCCACCCCCGGGUGAAAACUAUGCAAAGGCUGUCAUAGAAAUCUUCCAGAUCAAAAUAUAACCUCAGUAAAACCCAUUACAUUCCUGCUACAUUCCUCAUUAGGCUGCAUUAUAUCUGCAGGCCUACGUGGAAACAAAUGCUGCACUAACACUAUGGAAAGCAUAUGAAUCUUGAUGUGUGAUCUUUCCUAACAAUGUGAAAUAAAUAAAUGUUGAUCUUCCAAAAAUA
Maylandia zebra (zebra mbuna) is the source of this 996-nucleotide messenger RNA. RefSeq names its product glutathione S-transferase A2. The record is from RefSeq and is a predicted model, not a curated record. Gene Ontology annotation, molecular function: glutathione transferase activity. Lineage: Eukaryota; Metazoa; Chordata; Actinopteri; Cichliformes; Cichlidae. Gene Ontology annotation, biological process: glutathione metabolic process.